AUGAGGCUAUCGCGAGUUCACGCCAUGCGACUCUCUACUCGAGAAGCUCUUUUCGUCAUUGGCAACUGCCGACUGAGAGACGUCUUCUUUUUUUCACAUGACAAAACUGGUUCGCCUCCAGCUCUUUUUGCAUGCAAGACGAGUCAAGUUCGUGUCCCAGUUCCCCUCGUCUCGUCUCCCUCGGGACUCGACUCAGCGGAGUUCCGGUUCUACCGGAUUUGUGCCCAUGAAACCUGUUUGUCUCUUGUCUUGUGGAUUGUAUGCGUCUGCGAAGAGUGCUUUGGCAACCCGACGUCCAGUUGCCAUCGAGAGGUGCUCAUUUCAUUCUUGACUGGCCUCGAGCCGCCGGACGAAAUGGACCAUUUCGGUCCGUCCGUGAGGGAUUCCCUUCUCAACGGAGAUACGAUUUAG
Molecule: messenger RNA, 411 nt
Organism: Protopolystoma xenopodis
Lineage: Eukaryota; Metazoa; Platyhelminthes; Monogenea; Polystomatidea; Polystomatidae
Source: the annotation of a GenBank genome assembly